Akanthomyces muscarius is the source of this 1002-nucleotide messenger RNA. RefSeq lists its product as uncharacterized. NCBI's taxonomy places the organism in Eukaryota, Fungi, Ascomycota, Sordariomycetes, Hypocreales, Cordycipitaceae. The transcript is spliced from 16 exons. Bases 1 to 1002 code for a protein of 333 amino acids. The record is from RefSeq and is a predicted model, not a curated record.
AUGACUGUCAUGGAUACGCGCCACCAUGACGAAACUACGAGUCAAAGGUCUUGCGGUCUAGCCACGCCUGCAGCACCAGCACUCUCGCGAAAUGUGUUGCUACAGCGGAAACUAUUUACUGAGAUUGAAAUGAACUUAAAUGAUCUUUGCUCGUUUACGGCACAGUUCCCAGAAUCAUCGCAGACUAUUGGUGGUCAUCUUCGCGAUGAUGAGUUUCAGUUUACGACACCGAAAUGGCGAAGGGCCCCGGAUGGCCUCCAUUUAGUCUGUAAUUUUUGCGGUAGUGAAAGCCGCUUUUCAGAGAAACAUAUCGAAGUUGACAUGGAGCGUUAUGGCGGCGAACUCGCAGUCGACUAUAUGGAAGCCUAUUAUAAGCUUGCAAGCAAGAAAUUUGUUGACGACAUCAGUGUGCUGGCAGUGGAGCGGUGUCUUAUCAACAAACUACCAUCCUUAUUUCCAUCAGGAACCAUCCUAGACCUUCGUGAUGAUGAAGUAGCCUAUAUCGCCAGAGAAAGUGAUACACUGGCGCUAGAGAGGAGUCGGUAUGGGCAGAAGCUUGCGACUUUGGAGGAUGCCAAAACCGACCUCAAGCAACUUGAUAUUCACCGCGCAUUAGACCUUGCAUCGCCUCUACCUGAAGCUGUAGACCAAGUCUUUCUCAAUAAAGUACCUUUUAGGGACCGAACUCCAAAGAAUUCUUCAAUGGAGCUAACUCAGGAGCUAUCUGCAACCACUCUGUUGACGCUUGCAGAGGAAUUCGAAAGUCUGGAAGAUGAGCUUGUGCACGCUUUGGACGUCUUGUAUGAGACGUGGAAGAAAGUUUUGGGACAUGAGGAGGCUCUCCAAUAUGUUGAUGAGGAAUCUGUCCAAAUCAUGAAGACACUUUUACAUCCCGACGAGUAUCAAGUGCAAGUUUCACUCCAACGGCUAGCUCUGGCUGCCUACGACAUAAUGCAUCCGGAAUCUACCACGGCCAAGAAUGCCUCCGAGGAAAAGAUCUGA